UGAUAACUGAUAAGAAAUUGUCUAAACGUAUUGUCGCUUGUCGCCUGUGUCGAAGACUUGACAGAGUUGUUCGGUUUUACCUACACCUGCUAUAUUGUAAUUAUGAAUUUUUCCAUUUAUAUUUUAGUCAUUUUUGCCACCCUUGUGUCGGUGUGUUGGUGUGAAAAAAAUGCCGAUUUGGAUACUUUACUAGCUGAUAAGAAUUUCGUUCGUAAACAAAUUAGCUGCGUUUUGGGUAAAGGAAGAUGUGAUAAAUUUGGUACUAAUUUGAAAGCCUCACUACCAAAAGUAAUCGGCCAAAAUUGCGAAUCGUGUAGUCCAGAAGAAGCCACAAACGCUAAAAAAAUUAUCGGUUUCGUGAAACAAAACUAUCCCGAAGUUUGGAACAAAGUUGCUCAACGGUAUUCCGGAAAAUGAAACACAAACCAUCCCAAAUCAGUAGCUGAGGUUGUUUUUUCGUAUAAAAAUUUAACGCAGUUAUGCAUCAUGAAUUCAUGAUUGGCCAUAACUAUUUUUAUUUUAUUUUAUUACUUAUUUUAUAAUUAAUUAUGUUUGCUUAUAAUUUUUUUUUUUUUUUUUUUUUUUUUACUACCAUAGGCUAUAAUGUGUUUUGUAUUCAUCGCAGUCUUAUUUAAGCGUACCUAGUCUUGUAUUUAACUAGUAAAAUUUAGGUAAAUUUUU
This is a messenger RNA of Planococcus citri (citrus mealybug), 681 nucleotides long. Its product is annotated as ejaculatory bulb-specific protein 3. The record is from RefSeq and is a predicted model, not a curated record. The transcript is spliced from 2 exons. Lineage: Eukaryota; Metazoa; Arthropoda; Insecta; Hemiptera; Pseudococcidae. Bases 103 to 417 code for a protein of 104 amino acids.